Molecule: messenger RNA, 618 nt
Organism: Orbicella faveolata
Lineage: Eukaryota; Metazoa; Cnidaria; Anthozoa; Scleractinia; Merulinidae
Product: trace amine-associated receptor 13c-like
Biological process (GO): G protein-coupled receptor signaling pathway
Cellular component (GO): membrane
Molecular function (GO): G protein-coupled receptor activity
Source: RefSeq, a predicted model, not a curated record
AUGCAUCCAGCAAAACCACUUUUAACCAAGGUAGCCAUGAGCGUUUUAACAACCAUUCUGACUUCAGCUUCUGUGCUCGGUAAUGGCUUCGUUCUCGCGGUCAUUGCUCGAUUUAAAUCUUUACGAACAGUUCCGAACAUUCUCAUCGCCAAUCUUGCCCUGGUGGAUCUCUUUAAUGCAGUCAUCAACAUGCCGUCGUAUAUGACUUACACUGUUUUGGAGGCGGGUUGGUUCAGAGGCAAGACUUUGGGAAUCCUGACUAGUAUCUUUAAUCGAGUCUUCUUGGUUCUCAACCUCACUUCGAUGCUCGCCAUGACGAUUAAUACGUUCCUGGCCAUUUCGUUUGACAUGAAGUACCUUGCCUGGAAGUCGAACACGAAAGCUCUGGUCUGCGCAAUUCUUAUUUGGUUCAUCAGUAUCGUGACCGUAAUGCUGUUCUCGGUUCCGCUAUCCGAUAUCGAUCUUGGUGAUGCUCAUGUCAAUGAAUACAGAGGCGAGAUCUAUAAACAAGGAAAGUAUUUUGUCGCGUCCACGAUGGCGUUCUUUAUCAUAAGUGGCGCAGUUAUCUGUUUUCUGACGACUCGAGCAAUAACGAAGAAGAAAAGGAAGGUAUGUUAA